AUGGUGAGAAUGAUAAGAAAGGACAUCCCUGUAACGGGAGGAGAACCCUCAGACUGCUUUGUGGUAAUGGAGGUGUAUUGUCCUGUCUCAGUGUGGGUGUCUGUCUCUGGGGCCCAGGCUGUGAAUGGGCUGAGGAGUGACAGAAGCAUCACGGGUGGCUAGAGAGGGAAAGCCCACCGCUGACUGACAGGACUGGACUGAUCUGUGGUGGUGAGGGCCUCUCUCUCAGCAACUCCUCUCUCCCAGGAGAGAUACAAGGUUUACAGAGAGAGAAAGAGAGGGAUAGGGCCACCUACCAUCUCUCACUCUUCACUAGCAAAGAUAUCAGGGCCUGAAAGGAGACAUCUCAGCUGCCUUGCUUUCAGGUCCAAUACUCUCUUUGGUUCCACAGCUGCUCUGUGUUGGGGUGUAGUUUUACUCAACUGUGACAGCCAGUAAGUAGCACUGUAAUCCACUUUGUGUGACGGUGGCGGUGAUCUGGUAUUAUUUCACAGCAGGUUGUAGAUGUAUAGAUCUGUCAGCCUGGCCAUGCUGUGUGAGAACAUAGAAAUAUAAUUACUAGACCGAGACAUUCCCAUUCAAGUCAAUGUUUUAACAUCCUAUUUCUAUGUGUGAGAACAACCAACCCCCUCUGGCUCUACCCCCUCUUAGGGAAGACCCCCAGCCCAGUGCCCCCUAGCGAGAGGAGAGCAGUCGCAGUAUGCCCUGUGGGCACCACCACCUGUGCCAGUGUGCCCAUCAUCAGGGCCCUGUGGCAGGCUGGCAGCCCUCUCCAGUUACCCUCCCAGCCCCAGAGCCUGACCUCACCCCCAAUGGGAUAUAUAAAGAUUUGUUCUCUAAAGGUUGAACACUGUCCUCACCACCGGGCCUGGAAACCAGUUACCCACUACUACCACCGAGCCCAGCAUCUUCCUACUUCACCCCUGCACCCCUCCGUCCUUACCCCUAGGAGGAUGGGGGAGAGGGCUUACUCAGGCCUGCGGUGUUAAGGUGGCCAACAGUGGAGCCAGCACAUAUCUCACAUGCUGCUGGAGUGAAAAGUGGACAGGCAGGCAGCCAUCAGAAAGAGCCGUUAUGAGUUGGAGUAAUCACAACUGAGCUGUGGUUGGCUGAGACUUAGAAGGACUGGUAAUGGUAAAGGCUGCAUUACGAUAAUGAAGACUGAGAUUGAUCGUUUGUGUCAAGAGAUUAUACAUGUGAAUGGAAGAAUAUAAACUAUUAGGCAAGGUGGGUUAGUGAGCGUUCCCUUCUCUGGAUCUCUCAGUGUUGGUUUGUCUGUCGGUGCUCAAUCUUUACCUCCCUUCCUCCCUCUCUCUCUGGCAGUGUGAGUGUCUGUCCUCUGAGCCCCUCAGGCCACUAGGUCUCUCACAUGACCAUGCAUCUGUCACAAGAGCUUAGAACAACAGUCAGUGGGUUAAUAGGCCCAAUUACACUAGAUUGCUGCUGCCUUUUCACUCCCAGGGAAUGACAGCUAUAUCCAUCAGUCUGAGAGCAGAGGAGAUAAGAGGAGAGCCUCACUUUCUCGGCAAGGGAGUUAACUUCCUCCUUCAGUCAACAACACACACACACAUUCAAGCACAUCACAGGCCUGGUGUUACCGCUGUCACCCCCUCUAAUGCUCUUAAAGUCUUUAAACCUGAGGGGAUGAUACUUUCAACCAACUGCCUUCUGAUAAGGUUACUGACAUAGACUCUUCAGUAAGUUAAUAUUACAAGUACACACAAACACACACACACACACACACACACACACACACACACUUGCACAGCGCUAAUACUACACACACACGUUAUCACUAAUACAUACAUCAAGGAAUAUCCUCUUACAUUACAUCCAUGUCCAUUACAUGAAUUUGUUAAUUUAUGACAUUGAUGGAUUACAUGAGCUACAGUUUCAGCUUUUAUGGCUUUUCCACUUUCCAUAUCUUGCCCUUUGCCUGAUCAUCAUCUCAGGUCGUUAAUGCUGGGGUGUGCCUUACUACCGAGGAAUACAUGUAUCUGUGUGGUAUUCACACUGAAACACAACAUGUGUCACACUCUUCCCAAGACGCAUAUCCAGAAUAGCUAUCCUGUGCUCUCUCUUACCCACGGCUUUAUUUCUGUUUAGCUUCCAUUCGUCCGCAGUUAACAACUUUGGGCCGCCAGUAGGGUGUAACCCACACCCCUCUGGCCCUGCAUUUAGAGCCCUGCUGACAUGAUGGAGCACAGCCGGGCCAGCAGGGGCCAGCCAGGGGACCCUCCAUCACUGUCAGGCCCAGCAGAGGCCCCUUGUCCUGGGCAUGUAGGACAUGCAUGCCUGGGUGAAGUGUGCACAUAGCUGUGGGUGCUCCGGGACACUCUAGAGACGUGGAUAAGGAUUCAGAGGCAUGAUGUUACCGCUGUCACCCCCUCUAAUGCUGUUAAAGUCUUUAAACCUGAAGAGAUGAUGCUGUCUGCAGGAUUCUCUGGCUGCCUGCUUUGGCACAGACCGCCAGAUGAGGCCAACCAACUGCCUUCUGAUAAGGUUACUGACAUAGACACUUUAGGAAGUUGAUAUUACAAGUACAAGCUACUAGUUGUUUGGCUUACAGUGGUUGGCCUUGUAAACAUUUGAGUGAUCUGUCUGACAUUAAAGCAGCAGUGAAAGUGUAGUAGGGCUGGGAAUUGCCAGGGACCUCACGAUACGAUAUUAUCACGAUACUUAUACGAUAUGUAUUGCGAUUCUCACGAUUCUAUAUGUAUUGCGAUUCGAUACUGCGAUUUUUUUUUUGUUGUUGUUGCGAUUUGAUGUUUCAAACAUAUUGCUCACUAUAUUUCUGCUGCAGAGAGACGAGGGAUCAUGAGAAAAUUAGUUUUGAUCAGUCAUGAAAAUAAAGUGCUGAAAAAAUGUUGGCUCACUAUUUUAAAAGUUUUGGCGCAGGUACAGACGACUAGCGCUAGCUAACGCUACCUAGCAAAAAAAUUAUAAUAAUAGUAUACAGUAUAUACAGUAUACUGAACAAAAAUAUAAAUGCAACAUAUAAAGUGUUGGUCCCAUUUUUUCAUGAGCUGAAAUAAAAGAUUUGAGGGAGCGCGCAAUUGGCAUGCUGGCUGCAUGAAUGUCCACCAGAGCUGUUGCCAGAGAAUGUAAUGUUUGUUUCUCUACCAUUAGCUGCCUCCAACGUUGUUUUAGAGAAUUUGGCAAUACGUCCAACCGGCCUCACAACCGCAGACCACGUGUAGCGAUGCCAGCCCACUGUUGAAAAUAUUAAUGUAUGAUUAAGAUAAAUGUAAUAAACUCUAUUGAAUGAAAACUCGACGAGAAAAUCUGUUGGCCAGCAAAUGAGAGAGUUUUCCAGUGGUUGAAUUAAAUGUAUUCAGCCAGCGCAAGCGAACCACGCCUUCAAAGCCCCUUACACGCCUGCAUAAGGUAACUCUGAGUACCAACCUGUAGCGGUGUGUGGGUAAAAUCACUGGGGAUGCCAAUCCAGGAACAAAUUCCAUAUUACAACCUAUUUCUUGUGAUAAUUGCGUUGUUUGCUCUAUAACCUGUUAGUUCAUAUGCCUUGAAACCAUGAUAUAUAGGUCUAAGGCAUUUUCGGACUACUAAACAACUAUUGAUUUAGAACCACAGAGAGUUACCUCAAGUCGCAAAGAAAACAUACGCUGCCUCCAUUAUUCCAGCACCAUUUCAACAUCAUCUAAUCACCUAUGCUUAGUCUAAAACAGUGACAACUAAAAGAUACCAAAAACUAUUUAGUCCAAUCAACGUAAGCUAAAUAUGUCUGUCCAUGGUACGGAUUUCUGUGUGUGUGUGUGUGUGUGCGUGCAAGUAGAAAAAACAUGUUGACUCACCCUACUUGUAGAGAAACGCCAAUGCCAUCCUCCUCUUUCAUGUUGCCUAAACGGUCUGUGACUCUGUCAUACAGUACACGCUUUUAGUUUUUGUUGUCCUAGGCUACCUGCCAAAAAAUCUUGCUCGCUAGCCUACCUUCCUUUCUUGGACAAAAAUGUGCCAGGCCAGCUAGUUAACAUUAGCCUACUACAUCUAGCUACAUGUUGAACUUCCAUCCUCUCAGGCCAGGGGCACAAUAUAUACAUUUAUGGUUGGAUCAGAAUCGCCGUUAUAAUCAUUGGCCAGUACGGAGAAUUAAGUAAAACCACAAGUCCAAAUCCCUAUCUCCAUCCAUGGCUAAUUUAGGAAAGGGACGAUUUUAGCUAAUGGCCAUGUACUCUUAUAAUCUCCACCCGGCACAGCCAGAAGAGGACUGGCCACCCCUCAGAACCUGGUUCCUCUCCAGGUUUCUUCCUAGGUUCCUGCCUUCCUAGGGAGUUUUUCCUAGCCACCGUGCUUCUAUGUCUGCAUUGCUUGCUGUUUGGGGUUUUAGGCUGGGUUUCUGUAUAGCACUUUGUGACUGCUGAUGUAAAAAAGGCUUUAUAAAUACAUUUAAUUGAAUUCUGAUUGAAAUUUGAUUGAGAUAGCUACUCUAGCUAGCCACCGGAGGACAACGACACAACGAGAUGCAACAAUUCAAGUUUUCUGUCAAUGACGUAUGGCUUCUGAUGUGAUGUGAUUGGUGUGAAUCCAAAUCCAAACUGGCUUUUUUUGGGUGCGCCAGGUCCAUUCACAACUGAGCUCACUCAGUUUAGCUCAACGCUGAUUGGCUAUUAUUUUAGAAUGUUUUAAUCAAGGGAGGCCAAAUGCUCACUUGCUUCCAUUGCAUUCAAUGCUACGGGCGGCAACAAUGUCAUACUCUUUUUGACCAGACAGCAUCAGAUAGAUGGGCUACACAUACUGAGACAGAGGGGCGCUGUUUCGUUCGUUCUGAUAUUUUCUCUGGUGAGAUACAUUCAGCCUCUUGCGAAUUGAAGGACAUUUCAGAAACACAGAGAGACUAAAGAUACAUUAUAAAAAUAAAUUAACAAUUAUUGGUACUUUUUUGGGGGAAGCCUGGCUUCCCUUGGCAGCCAUGAAUACAUGCCACUGAUACCAACUACUGAGAAGUGCGUAGAAAAGUCAUAUAUUUCGUAAGUUUAUAGAAUAGUGUUUCUGCAGUAGAAUAAAUUAUUCAGAGUGCCUCUGAAAACACAGAGUAGUUAAAGAUCUCCCCAGACCCCUCGGCAUGGGGGUCUCUGAUUAUAAUUACUGUUAACACAGAAGACAAAUGCGAAAUGGAAUUUUCUCUUCGAGGAGGGCCGGGCUGUAGUCAGUGGUAUUCAGCGCUGUGUGUACUUUAAUUGAUUUGAAACAGCUUUCCUGGGUUUUAUUUGUCUGAUUUUGGAGGGGGAAGCGGGAUAGGCGGAGUGGUUGGAAAUGGAAGGUGUCGGGGAAAAAAGAAUGGCAGUCUCUCGAAACAACACAACCAUUGUUUAAGUGCAUAAUUGUUGGACCAGCUGGAAGGCGAGAAGUGGAGAGAACAAACGGCCACGAUCUCGUCUAGACUGCAUUCAUCUGUUUCUUAUGGUUGUGACUGAUCCCUGAAGUGCAGUGCAGUCCUUGCGGAGCGUUGUGUUGGUUGGCUGCAACUCUAAGCAGGAUUCAGAGUGAUGUGUUACCCCUGAAGCAAUGUUACUGACAGACUGAGUGAGUGGUGCAGAAUCUGCUAGUGAUGCCAAGAGAAAGAAAAGGAAAGAUAUACAGAGAGAGAGGAGAUAGAUAUAGGGAAUAGAAAGAGAGAGAGAGACCGAGAGAGAGGGAGUGAGAGAGAGAGAUAGAUAGAGAGGGAUGAGAGAGAGAGAGAGACAGAGAGAGAGGGAGUGAGAGAGAGAGGGGAGAGAGAGAGAGAGAGAGAGAGAGAGAGAGAGUGAUGCAGAGAGAGAAGAGGAGAGGAGAGAGAGAGGAGAUGAGAGAGGAGAGUGAAGAGAGAGGACAGAGGUAUAGAGAGGCGAGAGAGAAGAGGAUAGAGAUAGAGUAGAGAGAGAUAGAAAGAAGAGUAGGGAUGAGAAAGCAGGACGAGAGAGAGAUGACCGAUCGAGCCUGAUCGUAUAGUGUAUUACUAGAUGAGAUGAGAGACUGAAAGGUUGAUGCAGAGUAGAUGAGUGAGAAGCAGCAUACGAGAGAUUAGAUGUAGAGGAUUUGAAUAGGAGUGAAUAGAAGACGAGGAUCGAACGACUAGUAGAGUACGAGAUUGACUGAAGUAGACAGAGAGCUAGACGAAUAGAGGAUCGAGAUGCAGAUCCUCGAGAAGUUGGGAUUGCAGCUACGAGAGUGAUGCGUUUCCUAGCGACAGAGUACGACGUUUUUCAUCCUGCGUAGCAAGACUCUCUAUUACGCUACCCACCGACCUGUGAGUGCUAUUAGAAAGUGGCUGGACGAGAAAAGAGAAUAUACAACAGUGUUUCCCCUAGCGAGCAAGUAGCACCUGUUUUCUUCCACCUCUCAGCACAGCACUCUCUAGUUACUCUAACCAACCGAGCUCUUGGCUUUAUGGAUGGCUGUCACUUGUUUUUUAUUGGAAAAAGAAAUAUACACAGUUAAAUGAAAAUGAUCACCUUCCCUCUAGCUUGCUAUCUCUGGUCUUUGAACCCUACGCCUAAGUGUUUUAGAGAAUGUUUAGUGCCCUCUGUGAACCAUGAGGGCCAUACUCAGUAGGAGCACACCGGCUGCUGCUGCUAACAUGGCGUUUCACCCUCUGAUGACUGUUGCAUGCUGGGAGUUUGACACUGAGCAGGCUAGACUGUUUGGUAUCCUCUGAGGCUCCUGUCUCUUGCAUCAUGGAGUUUAGAUAAGAAUACAUAGUCUCUUAGCUUCACUUCAGCUCUCAUCAUCGUCUUCCCUCACUGUGUCUCUCAGACCAAAAUCUAUCCCCGGGCUAGCCUGAUGCCCAAUCUGUUUGUACUCUCUUGUCAACUCUUAUGAUCAUUGUCACGCCAAAGGAGUUGGUAAGACCGCACAAACAGAUCUGGGACUAGGCUAUCCCCGGGCCAGUGGAGAGACAGACUUAGUGAAGAGGUCCAUCCGGACAUUUGGGGCAGAUAGCUCAUAGCUAGGCUGCUUGUUGGUUUUGUGUGAUUGAAGCGAUGUAACCCCUGACUCCAUUGGAUCCUGUGGGUGAAGGGAUGACGUGUGGGUUAAGAAUGUGUGAUGGGGCUAUUUAGGGGAGGAAUGGGACAGAGAGACGGGGAGAAGGGGACAGGGACAGAGUGUUGGGAUGUCCCAGAGGUCUGUACCCCUAUAAAUCUGUCAGGACGGUCUCCAGGCAUAGGACUCAUUCUGUCCAACCCCAAUGGGCUACACCACACUGUUGCAAACAGUGCUAAAAUAAUGCUGAAAUGCUAGUCCCCUCACUCACCCUUUUUCCUAGUAUUGCAUUCUCUAUUUUGUUUAUUAAACAUCCAUACCCCCCUCUUCCAAUGUAGUCCCUGUGGCAGCAGUGGGGGUGUAGUUAAUGUUCUGUAAGUGGUUAGAGGGGGCUCACUCCUGGAUAAUGAGUGGUGCUCUUAAGCCCCUCACCCCUGUCCCCAGACACCACGUCAUAAUGAAGGGCUUUUCUGCUUUUCUCUGCUCAACCACCACCCGGCUGACCCCACUCUGUAAGCCCCACAGUUCCCCUGAGCCUUAAAUCCAGCCCUUGGCAUCACCACCACCUCUAACCGUAAUAAAUAAAUAAAUAACCUCCAACAGGCCUCAUUCAUUUAUUUCCCAUUCUAAUGUGAUAUAAACCAGCACAUUCAUGGGACCACCACCCCACUACUACAUAAAAACAGAAGAUAAUGACAUGUUGGGAAACAGCAGGGCUGGUUCUUGUAAGGAACCAACAUUGGGGGUGGAUUUGUUUCCAAGGAUCAAGGAGCCUGACAAAUUACCCCUCAUGGGAGGAGGUGGACACAUCUCCUCCUCCUCCCCUCCUCCCCGCCCCAGGAGUCUUCAUUACGAGGAGAAGAGACACCUUCUUUUCAACGUUUCCUAUUAGCACAUUCUCAAAACAAGCCCAGGGACCUCAGGGGGAAAGAAAGGAGGAAGCUCUCCCUCCAUCUGUCCAUCUGUUAAGCCAGGGAUGUUUUCUAUCUAGAAGGAAUGGUGAUGGCGUGUGUGAGUGGAGCUGAUUGGCGUGGACUAUGACAUGGAUCUGGUCUGAGGAUGGACGGACACUGACUGGUGUUAGUGUGAGUUAGGGCCAGCCUGAGUGGUGUGAGUCAGUACCAUAUUAAACUACAGAAAACAGACAUUGUGUACAUUUUAUGGAAAGCUAAGCUGGCCUUGUUGACGUUUUAGAAUCAAACAUUUUGCGGAGGAUUUUUCUGCUGGAUUUCCCUUCCCAUUGUAUUUAAUAGGUAUUAUAAAGCCCAGGGAUCAUCAACUAGAUUCAGCCGCUGGCCGGUUUUUUUCUUGAGCGGAUGGUCAGGGGGCCGGAACAUAAUUACAAAUUAUUUGUAGACUGCAAGCCCAAACAGAUAAUACAUUUGACUAAAACAUAAUAAUUUCAAACCUUGCUUAUAUUUGUAUACGAUCACAUACAGUGUAUCUCUCUAUUAUGCGUGGGAAUACUUUGGAAUAGAUUUCCAAAAUGAAAAUCACUUGAAGCUGAUUUCCUGAUGUAUUUACAGUCUUUCAUGUAAAAAACAAAAACAAAAAUAACUUUUUUUUGUUGUUGCUCAGAAUACUUAGGGGGUCCAAAUGAAAUCUGACAGUUGGUGAAAUUGAUAUAGGCUAUGUUGAAAUGUUGUAAUGAUCUUACAAAGUGUGCUAGUUCAGACGGAUACACUUUAUCUGCAAAGUGUGUGUCUUUUCUUUUCUCCCACUGACAGAUGUCUGGCCCUGUCUCAUCUCUCCAGGGAGCAGUGGUCAAUAGCUGUUACAGCAGAUAAUAGAUAUUGAUCCCCUGGUCUAUCUGCAGCUGGUCAGGCAUUAUCUGGCCUGACCCCUAAUGUCAUGGUGUCACAUGUGCCUUGGUGCUUAAAUCCCUGUUUAACAUUCUACUGCUAAUGGAUGGCCUUUGUAUGGAGCCUGAGAGAGAGGCAGGCGGGGAGGCAGGUGACCAGGCGUUGUCUGCGCUCUCUCUGUAGGCUGGCUCUCUGUCAUAUUACUGCUAGGCCGGUCCCUGGGGCCUCUGGGUAUUCCUCUAUGAGGCCGGGGGCCCCUGGGACCAGCCUAGCUGUAAUACUACAGAGAGAGCCACCUCAGAGGCCUUAGCCUGCUAUAAUGGCGCUCCAGAGGGCUGCCUGCCUCACUGCCACGGCCCUGGGGAACCAGCCCAAUCAUCAGCUCUGCAGAGAUUUAGCCAGUGUGUGUGUGUGCGUGCGUGUCCCCAGAAGCCCAGAGAGAAAAGUUAAUUACUGGUUGUGUAUGCACUGUCAUCCCCCAUGAGUCUCCCUGGUCCUGCUCCAGCUCAUACACCAUGCAGAGAGCUGACUGCUGAUGCUACAGCACAGUGUCUGUCUGAGUAGGACCUACCUGCCAUGUACAAGCACUGUAGAGGGGCUCUGUUUAGGUCCUGUAUAUGGUAUUAUCAAUUGACUUUAUCAAUGGACUGUUCUGUAGAAAUAAGAAGAGUUUGUCUAGUGUUUGGAAGCACUUUUGGAGUUCUUAUUUGUUGGAGUGAGCAGCCUGUGUGAUUCAAUAUGAACUGUGUAUGUGACUGAAGUACUGACCAGUCUCUCUUUUUGUGUUUCCAUCUCUCUGUCCACAGUUCCAGAUUUCAGCGUCGAUGCAGCCUCAACCAAUGACAGCCAGGAGCGUGGCGGCCUGGGCCUCUCCAAGGUGUCAGGCCUAGAGCGCAGCCAGGAGAAGAGCCUGGAAAGCUGCAGGGACACCCUCGUGCCUCCCCCCGCGCCCAGUGCUCCCAAGCAGCCCCUACUUCCGCAGCCCCGCGCGGCUGCCUGCCCCCUGCCUCUGUCCCUACCCACAUCCCAGGCCCAGCCCUCUCCCCCCGGGUCCCGUCUGGCCCAGGCACCGGUCCACCAGCCCCCACGCUCCGAGGCUUCCCUCAGGCCUCAGAUCCCCGAAGCCCUGCCUCUCGCUCAGGGCCAAGAGCCCUCUCAGGCCCCCCCACAACGGCCCCAGCACCAGCCUGAGCCCCUGUCCCACCCGCGGCCUCUGCCCACCCCCAGCCUGCACCCACACCCCCCGUCCCCCGCGCUACCGGCCCACCACCCCAACCAGAGCCAGGCCGGGCUUCACCGAUCCCCCUCACGCUGUGGGCCACACCCUCGCCCCCUGUCUGCCUACAGCAACAGCCUUAGCCUCAACGGCCUCAGGUGAGUCCCAAGUCUAUUUACACCAAGAUACUGUAGGCCUGUUUCUGUCUGUUUAUUUUCUAGUGAAUUUAUGUUCUCUUUUGUUUGUGUGCUGUUUUGAUAUUGUGUAAUGCAAAAAGAAGACCCUUUGAGACUCUGAUCUUAUGUCAGCAUGUAAAUGAUUGGCAAGAUCAAACCUUGAAUUAGUAUUGCGCUGAAACCCUCCAGCCAAACCACAUCACUGACUCUCACUAGGGUGGUUAAACCACUGCCACUCCAGCUGAGCGAUAAGUGCUUGGAUUUAUUAACCACCCACAUUGUCAUCUGCUGCUAGUAGCCUGCAGCUCUCUACCUACCAGUCACAGCUCUUUACCCAUCUCUAUGGGUCAGCUAGCUGUUCCACCAACCAUAGUCAAGCAGCAGUGAGCCAUGUAUGUUAGAAUACUGUGCAUUAAUUCAGAGCUCCAGGAUAGCCCCCCCAGAGCUCCAGUCAGCCCCAGUCCCAGCGAAGGCUCUCCCGCUCAGGGAGGAGCUGGCUCUGUGUCUGGCUCCCUCUACCAGUGUGCCAGUGUGCUAGUCAGUGUGCCAACAGGUCUGGCAGCCGCUGUGAAUAAUCACAGGGUGGUUACAGAGACAGGCGGCAGCUGCAAAUGAGCUUUUGGGCUUAGCUUGUUAAGAUACUGCUACAUGGCUCUGAGUCUCGGAGGGAGAAACCCACACACAACAAAAGUCUCUGCCUGGUCUCCUCCUUUCUCUGUCCUUUUUUAUGCAUGUACCUCUGGAGCUGCUUAAAGGGAUACUUCAGGAUUUUGGCAAUGAGGUUCUUUAUCUACUUCCCCAGAGUCAAAUGAACUUGUGGAUACCAUUUGUAUGUCUCUGUGUCCAGUAUGAAGGAAGUUAGCAGUAGUUUGAUAAUGAUAACUAGUGUUACCCAUAGACUUCCAGUCAUUGCUCUAUCUACUAGCAUGCGAGCAGAUACCCAUAGACUUCCAGUCUUCAUUGCACCAACGCUAGUAGGAUUGGCUCGCGAAACUACCGCUAACUUCCUUCAUACUGGACACAGAGACAUAAAAACGGUCUACACUAGUUCAUCUGGCUCUGGGGAAGUAGAUAAAGGACCUCAUUGCCAAAAUCCCGAAGUAUCCCUUUAACUAGAGAAGUGUUCAAACACAGAUGCUGUUCUAUAAUGUUUGCCAGUGGUGGUUAUUUGCACUUAUAAACUGGGUGGUUUGAGCCCUGAAUGCUGAUUGGCUGACAGCCGUGGUAUAUCAGACCCUAAACUAUGGGUACGACAAAACAUUUAUUUUAACUGUUCUAAUUACGUUGGUAACCAGUUUAUAAUAUCAAUAAGUCACCUCGGGGGUUUGUGAUACAGUGGGGGAAAAAAGUAUUUAGUCAUCCACCAAUUGUGCAAGUUCACCCACUUAAAAAGAUGAGAGAGGCCUGUAAUUUUCAUCAUAGGUACACGUCAACUAUGACAGACAAAAUGAGAAAACAAAAUCCAGAAAAUCACAUUGUAGGAUUUUUUAUGAAUUUAUUUGCAAAUUAUGGUGGAAAAUAAGUAUUUGGUCAAUAACAAAAGUUUCUCCAAUACUUUGUUAUAUACCCUUUGUUGGCAAUGACACAGGUCAAACGUUUUCUGUAAGUCUUCACAAGGUUUUCACACACUGUUGCUGGUAUUUUGGCCCAUUCCUCCAUGCAGAUCUCCUCUAGAGCAGUGAUGUUUUGGGGCUGUCGCUGGGCAACACAGACUUUCAACUCCCUCCAAAGAUUUUCUAUGGGGUUGAGAUCUGGAGACUGGCUAGGCCACUCCAGGACCUUGAAAUGCUUCUUACGAAGCCACUCCUUCGUUGCCCGGGCGGUGUGUUUGGGAUCAUUGUCAUGCUGAAAGACCCAGCCACGUUUCAUCUUCAAUGCCCUUGCUGAUGGAAGGAGGUUUUCACUCAAAAUCUCACGAUACAUGGCCCCAUUCAUUCUUUCCUUUACACGGAUCAGUCGUCCUGGUCCCUUUGCAGAAAAACAGCCCCAAAGCAUGAUGUUUCCACCCCAUGCUUCACAGUAGGUAUGGUGUUCUUUGGAUGCAACUCAGCAUUCUUUGUCCUCCAAACACGACGAGUUGAGUUUUUACCAAAAAGUUCUAUUUUGGUUUCAUCUGACCAUAUGACAUUCUCCCAAUCCUCUUCUGGAUCAUCCAAAUGCACUCUAGCAAACUUCAGACGGGCCUGGACAUGUACUGGCUUAAGCAGGGGGACACGUCUGGCACUGCAGGAUUUGAGUCCCUGGCGGCGUAGUGUGUUACUGAUGGUAGGCUUUGUUACUUUGGUCCCAGCUCUCUGCAGGUCAUUCACUAGGUCCCCCCGUGUGGUUCUGGGAUUUUUGCUCACCGUUCUUGUGAUCAUUUUGACCCCACGGGGUGAGAUCUUGCGUGGAGCCCCAGAUCGAGGGAGAUUAUCAGUGGUCUUGUAUGUCUUCCAUUUCCUAAUAAUUGCUCCCACAGUUGAUUUCUUCAAACCAAGCUGCUUACCUAUUGCAGAUUCAGUCUUCCCAGCUUGGUGCAGGUCUACAAUUUUGUUUCUGGAGUCCUUUGACAGCUCUUUGGUCUUGGCCAUAGUGGAGUUUGGAGUGUGACUGUUUGAGGUUGUGGACAGGUGUCUUUUAUACUGAUAACAAGUUCAAACAGGUGCCAUUAAUAUAGGUAACGAGUGGAGGACAGAGGAGCCUCUUAAAGAAGAAGUUACAGGUCUGUGAGAGCCAGAAAUCUUGCUUGUUUGUAGGUGACCAAAUAUUUAUUUUCCACCAUAAUUUGCAAAUAAAUUCAUUACAAAUCCUACAAUGUGAUUUUCUGGAUUUUUUUUCCUCAAUUUGUCUGUCAUAGUUGACGUGUACCUAUGAUGAAAAUUACAGGCCUCUCUCAUCUUUUUAAGUGGGAGAACUUGCACAAUUGGUGGCUGACUAAAUACUUUUUCCCCCCACUGUAUAUGGCCAAUAAACCAUGGCUAAGAGCUGUGUCCAUGAAAUCUGCGUUGCGUCAUGCCUAAGAACAGCCAUUAGCCGUGGUAUAUUUGCCAUAUACCACACCCCCUCGGGCCUUAUUGCUUAAUUGAGAGUGUUUUGAAGGUAGUGUUUUAAUACAUCCUGAGAUUCAGUGAAGAGUAUCUUGAGGAAAAUGAGAUGCGAAACCUUUCUGUCUGUUAGAGCUUCGUAUUUACUAUAUAUAUGGGGAAGAGUUGACUUAUGUGGAAGUGUUAUAAAAAAAUAAAUAACUCUCUGUCCUUCCCUCUCUCUAGCAGCAGUCAGAGCAGUACCCCGGGCGGUACCAAGCCCCACGGCCCCUCUGGUCCGUCCCCACACCUACCUCACCACUUGCCAUCCGGCUCCGUCGCUGCAGCAGCAGCCACCGCCUUCCCCCUGCCCCUCCCAGCCAAUCAGAUUGCUCCCCACGGCUUCCCCCCCACCCUGCAGUCCUCGCCACACCCCCACCACCCCAAUAUGUUUGCGCCUCCAGCGGUCUUGCCCCCACCUCCGCCACUGACGUCUAGCACCCUGCCGGUCCCCGGAGGACACCCUGCCGCUGGGACACCCUACUCAGGUAGGCACAUGUACCAGGCUGCCCCCACGUGGACAGGCAGGAGAACUGCACCACAACAACAGCUGGCACAAGACACAGAGCAAAGCUGUAAAUUCUCAUGGCUUUUGUAGCAGAAACCAGGUCAUUUGUGGCAUGAGAGGUCCUUAUGUAGCACAAUACGUAUUAAACUGUGACCGGGAGCGAGAGAGAGACGGACAUAAUGUUACCUUGGUGCUAAUUUAUAGGAGACAGAGACUGACGGCUCAGGAUUGCACACGUUAGCUGCACUCUGUGCCAUCUGUUUGUCUAUAAUAGUGCAGUAGAUGCAGACAGGUGUCCUGUCCUUCCCUCUGUCUAUAUUCUGUUGUGUUUGAUUAAUUGAUUGAUUGAUUGAUUGAUUACUCAAACAACACACACUAUUUUUCCAAUCAGGCCAUGUGAUGAAAGUGAUUAUGCCCUCUCCUGUCGUGCCAAACUGUGAUCGAAUGUGAUCAUGAUUUAGUAACGCUAUCGCUAUGAGCAAUUCUCACUUUCACAAGGAAAUGUGUUAAUCUCACCGAAAUCAAUUCAGUCAAUACAGAAUCAUUUUUAUGAAAGCAUGUCAAAUGCAUUAAUCUAUUUCUCCCUAACCUGUUGUGAGCCAGUCAGUUAAUCAACACCUCUGGUCUAAAAUGGGGUUAGAGGUUUUCAUAUAAUUGCAAUAAAGGUGCUGGCUCUUCAAGCAGCAGGCGCCAUUCAGGGAUGUCCUGUGUGACUCCCAUAGUAAAGAGAAUACAUCCUGAACAUCCUGAUUCUCUAUCGUGGUUUUAAUGUGACACGUGCCUAAGACUAUAGAUCCUCUGUAAUGGUUGUACUGUACCUCCAUGGAUAUUGUUACUCUCACUUAAAACAGAUCCUGCCUUUCUAGGGAGUUUUUCCUAGCCAACGUGCUUCUACAUCUCCAUUGCUUGCUGUUUGGGGUUUUAGGCUGGGAUUCUGUAUAGCACUUUGUGACAUCUGCUGAUGUAAAAAGUGCUUUAUAAAUACAUUUGAUUGAAAUUUGAAAGCACAGACACUUUCACUAUCAUGAGUAUUCUUACUCUUCUUCUCCUUAGCUGUUAUAGAACAGAUCCAGCACAGACAAACAGAUACAGGUCCUGACCAUGAGUCUCUUCUUUCCUCUUCUCUCCCUCUCAUUUCUCUCUUCUCCAGAACAAGACCUGCUGCGCCAGGAGCUCAACAACCGUUUCCUCGCCUCGCAGAGCGCCGACCGCGGGGCCUCCCUGGGCCCGCCCCCAUACCUGCGCACCGAGCUCCACCAACACCAGCACCAGCAUCAGCACCAGCACACCCACCAGCACACCCACCAGCACACCUUCACCCCAUUCUCCCACGCCAUCAUGCCAACCCCUGCACCCCCCAUGGUGCGUACCCCAGCCAGAAAUGUGAGGAUAAGUAGAACACCACUCCGGGGUGGGAGGAGAGGGUUGGGGUGGACUGGUGGGUGAGGGGGGUGGGUAAUGAUAACAAUGUUAUCAGGUAGCUUAGUGGUUAAGAGCAUUGUGCCAGUAAUCGAAAGGUCGCUGGUUCUAAUCCCCGAGCCGACUAGGUGAAAUAUCUGUCUGUGCCCUUGAGCAAGGCACUUAACCCUAAUUGCUCAUGUAAGUCAUUCUGGAUAAGAGCGUCUGCUAAAUAUGUAAAAUGUAAUGAUGUUUUAUUUUACUGAGCAUUUACAGUAAAAACCUCAGUGCUUGGUGUAUAUGCAUUAACCAUUUUUUUUAUUUAACUAGGCAAGUCAGUUAAGAACAAAUUCUUAUUUACAAUGACGGCCUACCCCGUCUAAACCUGGACGACGCUGGGCCAAUUGUGCGCCGCCCUAUGGGACUCCCAAUCACGGCCGGUUGUGAUACAGCCUGGAAUCAAACCAGGGUCUGUAGUGACGCCUCUAGCACUCGGGAGCAAUGGGGUGGAAAGGAUAGUGUUUUUGAACACGAGUGUUUUAAUACAGUACUGGUACUAUAAGGUAGCCCCAGUCUUGCUGGAGGGAAAUCGUUUUUUUUUUGUGGCGUGCCUUCUAAUGAUGACCAUGUGUUUCUCCAUUCUUUACCACAAUGAUGCCUUUCUUCUCCCAAAAACUCUUUCUAGUGUUUUCUCUGGCUUAUUUCGGGCACCCCAAACUUGAAUGCAGCUAUUUCUAAAUUGGCAAUAACUGCCCCUGAGGCAGAGUUGUUUAAUUCUGGGCCAGCUUUGAGAACAUAAUACCAAUUUAAUCAUUCUGUCUUAAAUGACAUCAUGUACUGUAGUUAGUGGAGUUUUCAUUAUAGGAGAAUGCUUUGGGUUUGGAGCCCCGCUGUUUGUCUGGGGCCACAGGCACUGUGUGGCUGUCCCUCUGAAACAGGCCUGCUCGCCAGCCCUCUCUCUAACACAUACACAGACACACCCAUGGUCCCAGACAACGGACACACACACUUGUUUUUCUAUUCUCGUGGGGACCUAAAAUGUAUUUCCAUUCAAAAUCCUAUUUUCUCUAAACCUUACCCUAACCUUAACCCCUAAGCUUAAAAUAGCCUUUGUCCUCAUGGGGACGUGGGAAAUGUCCCCACGAGGAUAGAAUAAUAUAAGACCACACCCCCCUACUGUAACCGCAGUACGUUGCUCUGAAGAUAUUCCUCAAAGGCAGAUUGGCUAGCGCUCUGACAGCUAAUGAGGACGUUAAAGUGUUUUUACGGCCGCAGUGUUUAUACUUGACUGGGGAAAUGUUUUCCCUAGGUCCACAUUAAACCACUAAAACCUCCCCAAAUGAGACACAGGGCUACACAGAGCUGCAUAGUUUAUGAGCUCUUCAGUCGCUCACGAAAUGGGAGAGCGAGAGACAGGGAAAGUACUCUUAAGGCUGAGGAUGACGAUGUGGUCAAAUGGCUCCUCUGUCUUCUUGAUUCACUAAACAGCCCAGUCUGACAUGUAGAUCAUUUACAGUUGCUUCUCUUUAACUGCUGCAAUAUUCUUUCCUUGUUCUUAGUUCUGUUUAUUUCCUUCCUUCUACAGUUUGAAAAAUUCCCAACAAAAGUUGACCCCUUCUACAGACACAGCGUGAGUUUCUCUAUGUGUUUGUGGGGCAGUUUGUGCAUUCAGUAUGUGCCUCUCCAUCCAUCUACUCAUGCUAUAUCAUGUUGUAGUUCUGUGUGUAUUUGUACAGUAGCUUCCAUGCCUCCACCUCUGCUUCUGCUCUGAGAGAAUACAUUUUUGUCUUACCCAUCACAACGUGUCUGUCUGCUAACACAACUGUCUGCUUGCUCAUUCAUUCACUACUGUACCAUUCACACAAUGGAACCUGGCUGAAUCAUUGCAACCCCCUUCCUACUCAACUGAAUAGAACCAAUUCUCAAUUGAGUUCAAUGGCUGUACCAAGUGUGUGGUGUGUGUGUGUAUGGUGUGUGUGUAUGGUGUGUGUGUAUGGUGUGUGUGUGUGUGUGUGUGUGUGUGUGUGUGUGUAUGUGUGUGUAUGGUGUGUGUGUAUGGUGUGUGUGUGUGUAUGCCGCUAAAUGCCUUUGUCUCCACCACACUUGACCUCUGCCUUCAAUUACUGCUCUACUAUUCAGAGGCAUUCAACUGUUGUGCAUGUUGUGAAUCAGAGUAGCAAUUACAUGUUAGUCAGAGUUUGGUCUUAAUUCAUCUCACUGCUAUCACCACCGUUAGGAGGGGUAACCCCUAUUUAAAAUGAGUUCAGUAAUGUGGAAGUGUAUUAUGUAAGCCUCAACAGACAGACACCCAUUGUGAUUGUGUAGUAGGAUUCUUUCUGCUGAGAGAGUUCAGUUUUACUCUCAACACUAGCUAAGACUAGCUAAUAACUGUUGAUUUGUUUUAGUGGCUAACAAGUAAUUCAUAGGCUAUUACUGUGUAAUUUCCAUGUUAAUGCUUAGUAAAUCCCUGGUGAUUUCAGUAGCAAAGUGUGACUGUUUUAGUUUUGUUUAACUCUUUGAGGUACUAAGGACAGUGAGUUGUAGCUACCUGACCGACAGCGGUCUGGAUGUUGAUCCCUAGUGAUGGUGGGUUUGUUGUGACAUCAUCAUGUCUGUCAUGUUGUUCCCUGUACCCUGUCAUGUCAUCAUGGCCCCACUCUCCUUAAUCUCAGUGUUCAUACAGCUGCUGUCCCCUGAACAACACAACACAACACCACACCCAUCCUCACUCCUCUCUCUGUUCCCUCUCUUCUUUUCUCAGCUGUUCCACUCCUACCCCCCGGGCGUGUCCGGCAUUCCUCCGGUGAUCCCUCCGACCGGGCCAUUCGGCUCGCUGCAGGGGGCCUUCCAGCCCAAGGUAGGGGCCACAGGCCAACACCACACACACAUACAUACAUACAUACAUACAUACAUACACAAACACACACACAGGGAGUGAACAUGACAAACACAUCUUCAUUGUAGAGGGUGCUCUCUGAAGACCAACACACAGCUAAACAUACUUUAUCAGAAUAGGGACUGGACUGUGCAUGUACACACUAAAGACUUAGUGUAAGAGGUGUGCCAGUAACUGAAGGUGCUGGUUCUACUCCCGGCGACUAGGUGAACGCUCUGUCUGUGCCCUAGCAAGGACUACCCUCAUGCUCAUGUAAGUUCUGGAUAGAGGUCUGCUAAAGACAAACAAAUGGUAACUCUCAAUAAAUGAGACUGGUCCAUACCUCCUCCCAAUAGCCUCUAUGUCUGCCUUCACAGACUGGAGUGGCCUCAAGACUGGAGCAGUCACACACUCUUACAGACGGACACCAGGUGUAAGCACCCUAGCAUGAGCCACACUGCAAGUUGCUAAUUAGGAACGCCUGAGAGACAUGAAAGUAACUGAGCCAUCUCUCCCUCUCUCAAUCCCUACCCUUCUCUCUCUCGCUCGCUCGCUCUCUCUCUCUCUCUCUCUCUCUCUCUCUUCUCUCUCUCUCGCUCUCUCGCUCUCUCUCUCUCUCCUCUAGCUAACGGAUCCAUUUCGGCCCAUUCUCAGGGUAAGAAUGCUUUAGUUCUCUCUCCCCUAAAAGAAAACUAAAAAGAAACGUCCCAUAAUGUGUACACAGUCCUUGAGAAUCCUGCCUUUGAGGUUAACCAUAUCGUCUUCUUUUGCAUUUGUCAAGAAACCGGGGAAGUGGUGUGCCAUGCAUGUCCAUAUGGCUUGGCAGAUCUACCACCACCAGCAGAAAGUCAAGGUGAGACCUAAACCUUUGCACUUCCUUACACUCACAGACUGUAGAGAAACAUUGUCUGUUGUGCUUCAUUAUAGUGUGGUUCUCUAAACCCCAAUGUUUUAUCAUCUAAGCCCCAAGCUAGUUAAAUUAGUAGUAUAAUCCAGCUUCCCUCCUGGAGAGAGACAGUAUUGAGAGAGAGAUUAUUAUAAGAGGACUGCCAUCUUGUGGUACCUUCAGUGGUGUACUGGGGGGUAAAUGCCGUUUACACACCUUUUUAUUUGCAUGAGCGUUAACCCACCUUUUGCAGAAAUGCAAUGAAAGUAUAGGAAAUGUUACUUUACUCACUGCGAACAGCUUCAUGCCUUAGCUCUCAGAUAACCAACAAAAGUGAACCCCUUCUACAGUCUGUAUGCAUGCUGCUGCUGUGUUGGCGAUGGGUUUUUCAUGUGCUGUUUCUCCCUGUCUGGCGUCUUCUAGCAGCAGAUGCAGGUCGACCCACACAAGCUGGACUUUGGACUCAAGCCGGAGUUCCUGAGUCGACCCCCCGGCCCCAGCCUCUUUGGCACGAUGCACCACCCCCACGACUUAGCACGUCCCGCCACGCUCUUCUCAGCAGCAGGUGAGUGCGGGUUGGUUAGUGUCCUGGGUAGAGGUAGAUUGUCACCAUAGAAAUUGGAUUACCAGAAGGGACAAAGCCCUUCAGACCAGGACAAUUUGACUGGAACACUCAUGGGUCAUUCUAUUUCUAUGAUUGACACAAUAUCUCCAGGACCUCCUCUCCACACAGAGCUAGAUCAAUCCCACUUGCCCCAUAGAGAGGUCCAUUUUUAACAUGGAGGCAGAGAUCAAUGCUCUUGCCUCUAAAAAGGGACGCAUCCUGCUUAUCUUUACUAUAUUGUAUCUCAGUUCAAAAUCAUUAGGGAAGCUAUGAUGCUACAAUAAAAUAUUUGAGCUACAUUACACAUUUCUUUUUUAUAUAAUGAAGAUGUCUUACAUCAACUCUUUCUCUUUCCCAUGUCAGGUUCUACACACCCGUCAGCCGGCCCGUUCGGCCACCCGUCCCACCACCCUGGCAACUUCCUCACCCCUGCACCUCACUUAGGUAAGAGGCAGCACACACAGUGCACCUAGUCAAGUCAAACUUGAUUUAAAGAGAUACAAACAUAAAAAAAGUAGCAUUUCAACUGAUCUUGAGGGUGUAUGGAGCACUGACAAGUACAGUAUGUCUGUGUCAGAAGCUGGUUGACCCAGUAAAGGAGCAAUGUAGAGAGGGUGCUGACUGUGUGUUUGCUCUCUCUCUCUCUCUCUCUCUCUCUCUCUCUCUCUCUCUCUCUCUCACUCUCACUCACUCACUCACUCACUCACUCACUCAGAGCCAUUCAGUAGGUCUCCUUCGUUUGGAGGACUCGCCUCUCUCAGCACUGCAGCCUUCGGUGGGCUUGGAAACCCAGCACUAAGUGAGUUUCAUCUCCAUGACAACUAUGUAUAUGUGUAUUUGACAACCAAACAUUUUGAUUUCCUCUUAGAUUAUGAAAAUGAAUGUUGCAUGGGGUAUUCAUGGAAUUCUAACGUUAGAGUUGACCGACCGCCACACCGGGGAGAUAUGCCUUUUAACUUGCGUUUUGGUAUUUUCUUCUUUCCAUGUGUUGAAUCCCUAACAGCGCCCAACUCUGUGUUUGGCCAUAAAGACAACCCCAAUGCACAGCAGCACUUCAGCAACAACCACGAGCCAUGGAACCGGCUGCACCGCACACCGCCCUCCUUCCCCACCCCUCCACCCUGGCUCAAACCUGGCGACUCGGAGAGGAGUGCCUCAGUCAGCUCCCACGAGAGAGACCGAGACUCAGACAAGCGAGACACAUCCUCCGUCAACAAGGACGACAAGGAGAGGUGGGUGUUAUGAAGUGACAAACUCUGAAUGUACCCUAAAGUUAUACAACUGACAAACACUGAAAUAGUGAUACAAAUUUAAAUUGGACUUUAAAGCCCAUUGUUGUGUGUGUCCAUCCAGGGAAGCCAUGGAGAAGCGUCACCAGACCCAUCCGUCCCCGGUCCCCAUCAACCCCAUCAGCCUGUUGGGUCACAGCCGUCCCCCAGAGCCCCCCAGGAACCACCUGCACCCCAGCGAACCGCUCAGGGAUAAGGACAAGCCCAAAGACCGAGACAGGGACAGGGAGCACCCAAACUCCUGGAAGGACAAUGGCACAGACGAGCACAAGCUCAAAGAGAAUCACCACGGCGACAAGGACACAACGCCAAUCAUCAUCGACGGGCGGGUGUCUGAGGAUAAGGCCAACGGCAGAGGGACGACCUCACCCUACAUCCGCCAGACCAGCCUGGACCGGCCCAACGGGGGCCUGGGGAGGGGGGAGAGGGAGGCCCUGAUGGAGAAGAAGGGAGAGUUGCCCUCUCCCUACGAGCACCACAAGAAGAAGAACAACAACGAGGUGAAGGUAAAGGAGGAAAGGAAAGAGGAGCAAGACAGCCCUACGGACAGGGACAGACCCCCCUCUCACCCACACCCUCACCUCCACCCACACCCACCCCAGGUUCCCCCCACGCCCAGCUUCCACACCCACCCCCACCCCCCCUCCUCCAUGGCGAUGCCCAUGGGCAUGGCGGGCAUCCACCCCAUGAACAGCAUCAGCGGCCUGGAGAGGACUCGAAUGGUAGCCCCCUUCAUGGGCAUUAGCCCCAUCCCAGGGGCAGAGAGGUUCCCCUACCCAGCCUUCCACUGGGACCCCAUGAGGGACCCAUACAGGGGCCUGGAUAUCCACAGACGGGACCCUCUGACUAGGGAACUGCUGCUGAGGAAUGACCCCCUGCACCGGCUGGCCGGGCAGCGCCUCUAUGAGGCAGAACGCUCCUACAGGGAACGAGAGGCUCAUGACUUUAACCGCGACCACCACCACCCUCUAGCCCUGGAGCAGCGCCGGGAGCAGGAGGCCCGGGCCCACCUGGAGGAGCGCGAGCGCCUGCACAUGCUCAGAGAGGACUACGAGCACGGCCGCCUGCACGUUGCCAUGCACCACCCGGCCCUGGAAGGCCACCUGCCACACCCCCACCCCGGCCUCAUGGCCCCCGGAUUACCCAGCAUGCACUACUCCAGGGUCAGCCCCUCGGCCGCCGCUGCAGCAUACGCCGCCCACGCUGCCGCAGCCGCAGCCCACCAGAACGGUAUCCUGAACAAAACACCACCCACGGCCUCCCUGAGCGCCCCGCCCCCCCUCAUCCCCACGCUGAGUGCCAGGCCGGGCUCCCCCAGACGGACUAUGCCCCUCACCACAGACAUCAGAGACAGACCGUCAGCCCACAACCACAAAGACAUAGAGGCACGGUGA
This is a messenger RNA of Coregonus sp. 'balchen', 22188 nucleotides long. The record is from the annotation of a GenBank genome assembly. NCBI's taxonomy places the organism in Eukaryota, Metazoa, Chordata, Actinopteri, Salmoniformes, Salmonidae.